GCGAAAUAUCAUUCAAUUAGUGGCAGUCAUUAAGAAAAGUUUUAAAAAAUCAAAAUGAAAUUAGAGAAAAUUGGUAUUGUUGGCAGCGGUCUUAUAGGACGUGCCUGGUCUAUGUUAUUUGCCUCCGUAGGCUAUCAGGUCAUGUUAUAUGAUAUUUUGCCACACCAGCUAACAUCCGCUUUGGAAUAUAUUGAAAAAGAAUUGAAACGUUUGCAGGAAGAAAAUCUUCUAAGAGGUGAGUUAAAUGCUGGCGAACAAUUUAAGUGCAUUCAAACCACCACCGACAUUAAAGAGUUGGUUAAAAAUGCCAUAUUCAUACAAGAGUGCAUACCCGAACGUAUUGAAUGGAAGAAGUCAUUGUACCAACAAUUGGAUGAUAUAGUCGAAGCAAAAACAAUUAUUUCCAGUUCGACGAGUACUUUUAUGCCAUCGUUGUUUAGUCAAGAUUUAAAGCACAAAGAAAAUAUUUUAGUAUCACAUCCCUUAAACCCACCCUACUACAUACCUUUAGUGGAGAUUGUUCCUGCACCCUGGACGUCUAAAGCAGCCGUAGAAUUUACGAAAAAUUUAAUGCUGGAAAUUAAACAAAAACCCGUUACUUUAACACGUGAAGUCUUGGGUUUUGCCACCAAUCGCAUACAAUAUGCCAUCCUGAAUGAAGUGUGGCAUUUAAUCGAGAAUGAUAUACUAACUGCUGCCGAUGUGGAUACGGUCAUGACUGAGGGUUUGGGUUUACGUUACGCCUUCUUGGGUCCCCUAGAGACGGCCCAUUUAAAUGCCGAUGGUAUUGCCGACUAUGUGCAACGUUUUGGCCAGGAAAUCUUUAAGGUUAGCGAGACCUAUGAACCUAUCCCGAAAAUGAAAGAAGGUGCAACUUUGGACAAAUUGUCGCAACAAUGUGAAGAAAUGGUGCCGAAGGAAAGUUUGGCACAGAGAAGAGCUCAAAGGGAUGAAUUUUUGACAAAAAUAAAUGAAUUGAAGAAACAAUUUGAAAAUUAAUGCAUUAAACACAUUCAAGACAGCAGGCUACCAACUUCAAUCUGUCAAAAAUAAAAUGCACACGUUUAUAUGGAGACGAUUAUUUUAACGACAGCACAGCUACACGGCCACACGACUACUCAUGGCGAUGUAGCCGAAUUAGGCUAAUUUCUAUUUUUGUCAGCUACAAAACAGAAAUAGUGUUGCUAAUAUAAUAAACAAAUGUAAAUCAAAUUAGUGCUUAAAAAAAUAUAUUUUUUUACUUAAUUAAGAGAAGUUUCUGAUAACCAUAUUGAAAUAAAUUAAUAACAGGUACAUAAUUAAUUAUAACCAUA
This is a messenger RNA of Calliphora vicina (urban bluebottle blowfly), 1313 nucleotides long. Its product is annotated as lambda-crystallin-like. Bases 55 to 999 code for a protein of 314 amino acids. Lineage: Eukaryota; Metazoa; Arthropoda; Insecta; Diptera; Calliphoridae. Gene Ontology annotation, molecular function: L-gulonate 3-dehydrogenase activity; NAD+ binding. Gene Ontology annotation, biological process: fatty acid metabolic process. The transcript has 3 exons. The record is from RefSeq and is a predicted model, not a curated record.